This is a messenger RNA of Lodderomyces jiufengensis, 1719 nucleotides long. RefSeq lists its product as uncharacterized. The record is from RefSeq and is a predicted model, not a curated record. NCBI's taxonomy places the organism in Eukaryota, Fungi, Ascomycota, Pichiomycetes, Serinales, Debaryomycetaceae. The transcript has a single exon. Gene Ontology annotation, biological process: canonical NF-kappaB signal transduction. The coding region runs from base 1 to 1719 and encodes 572 amino acids.
AUGGUUCUACUGAAGCAUACCACGCCAAUACUAUCUUUAAAUCUGUAUAGCAGUGUUAAUAAUAAUAAUUCCAAUGGUAAAAGCAACCAUUUUGAAUCAAAAUCAAUCAUAAACUCACCAACAUCCUUGAAUAGUCCCAAUUCUACUGUGAUACGAAAACCAAAACCAAAAUCAAAAUGCUCGAAGAAAAAUAAGAAAGCAUGGUACCAAAAAAGAAUAAGUUCAUCAGAUUAUGAAGAAGACUCAGAAAGUUCAGAGGAUUAUCAUAACAACAACCAUAAUAACUUUUCAGGAUUAGAAAAUGUUGUAAACGAAUCAACGGAAAAAACACCAUCACCUCAUAAAAUUAAAAUUUUAGAUAAUCGAGAAUUUUUAGAUUAUGCUUCAACUCCAUUAAAUAAUGCAGUUUCAUUCUUAUCACCAAUGAAUAAACUACAUACUUUACAUCUUGAGUCAGAAAUUAUGGAUGAUAAAGAAGAUGAUGACGAUAUUAAUGAUCAUGAAGGACUGGAUGAUGUAGAGAGUAUUAUAUACGAAGAAGACGAGGAAGGAGAUGAUGAAUUUGAUGAAUAUUCUUUAGGAAAUAAAACAAUUGCAAAUAAUUCAGAUGAGAAUUUUGAUAAUAAUUCAAAUGAUGAAAUUUAUAUUUCACCACCAAAAUAUAUAAACCGCAAAAAAAGAAUGCAUCUGGAUAGAGAAAGUCUAGAUAUUAGAAUGAGUACCCCCAAUACAAUCUCACAUGAAUCUAAAAUGUCAAUUUGUCAUACAAAUAAUUCCUCAAUAAAUAAUUCAAGUUUAAAAUUAAGUUUUUCAACAAAUGAUUCAACUCCAUGUCCACCACAACCAAAAAGAAAAAAGUUGAAGUUCAAGCAAGCUUCAACUACAAAUAUUUUAGAUUUGAAUUAUGCAAGAAAAACUUCAUUACAAGAUAUUCCACCAGUUCCAAUCCAUCAUGGUACACAAGAAGAUGAUGAAUUUGAAGAAAAAAAUGAUUCAAGCUCAUUUACUAAAGUGAAUAAUGAUUUAGAUUCAACUCCAAUUUCUCAAUCAACUCCUUCAUCACUGAGAGCUUCAACUCCUCCAAUACAUACAACGACAAAUCAAGAGAAUGAGAAUAAGACUUCAAACAAUUCAAACAACUCAAUAAAUGUUGACAAAUUUGUCAAACCAAAACAAAGACUACCACCACAUUAUAAGUACGAAACACCAAUAAAUGGAAACAGAUAUGAAACACCAGUGAGCGGUAAUCGAUAUAAUCAACUAAAACAAGAAUAUAAUAAACAAAACUAUCACAUAUUAGGAGAAUUACCUAUAACAUCAGCUGGAUUGAUGAAUGAAGAAGAUGAUGACAUACAUAUUGGUGAUAAACGUAUUAAUGAUCCAUACCUUACACCACAAAAUGAACAAUUACAAUCAGAAUUAAUUAAGUUUGAAUAUUUCAAUAAACUUAGACUACCUCUAUUACCACCAUUUUUUUUCCAAGAAAAUUUACCAACUACAACAUUACUUCAAUUGAUCAAUCAAGAUAGUUUAAAGGAGUUUUACAAAAUAGUAUUAGAUAAGGAGCAACCAAUGAUAGAUCUACUAAAGCAAGAAAGAAUCAAAUGGCAUCCUGAUAAAUGGAUUGGAAGAUUAAAAUCAGAAACUUGUGUAACAAUAGAAGUUAUUGAUCAACUAAGUCAAACAAUAAAUUCAUUGAUUGAUACAAUUGAUUAUUAA